Exophiala oligosperma is the source of this 1887-nucleotide messenger RNA. RefSeq lists its product as uncharacterized. Bases 201 to 1766 code for a protein of 521 amino acids. Gene Ontology annotation, biological process: zinc ion transmembrane transport. The record is from RefSeq and is a predicted model, not a curated record. Gene Ontology annotation, molecular function: zinc ion transmembrane transporter activity. Gene Ontology annotation, cellular component: membrane. NCBI's taxonomy places the organism in Eukaryota, Fungi, Ascomycota, Eurotiomycetes, Chaetothyriales, Herpotrichiellaceae. The transcript is spliced from 3 exons.
GUUGGCCAGGGUCUGUCUAUCUCUCCUCGACCUCAUAUCUCCCAUCUGGGUCCUUAUACCUACCUGAUGUCAUAGCCUCGAUUAAUAUCAACACCAUAACGACUUACAAGCACAUGCGCUACAUACCGUCUCAUACGCCUCAUUGAUUCCUCCGGUGGCGUCUCACCGACCGAGUUCAGCGGCUGAACAAUCAGUCGCCCAUGUUCUUCACCAUGGCCAUCGACAAUGAUACUCGAGGGUGGAUUAUGGCAUGUAUCAGUGGUGUCGCAUGUGUAUUGGGGGCAUCUGUGAUAUGCAUCGAUACCAUUCUCCGCCUCAUCCCAGGCUGGCACGACUUCUCCAUUUCUGAGAGUGACCAAUUUCUGUCAGCAUCACUCAGUCUGAGUUUUGGAGUCAUGUUAUUUUCCGCCUUAUAUUCCAUGCUACCGCAGUCAAAGACCUACCUCAAGGAUGCCGGCUACUCACCCAGGACCGCCUCGUUCAUACUGAUCGGACUCUUCCUAGCAGGUGUUAUCGGUAUUCGAGUCCUGUCACGCAUCAUCCAUCAGUUCAUCCCUUCCCACGUUGUGGACUGCGAUCACACCCACGACGAAGAGGAGGCUUUUCCAAAGGAUCGUGAAGAGAUGGAAGAUCAUUCACAUGGUCAUGAGCAUACAAACGGCGUUCCUGUAUCAAAGUGCCGCCCGCAGACUGCGGAUGAUGAAAACACCCCGCUACUUUUGCGCUCCGACAGCUUCAGCCCCAAAAAGCGCCUCCCUGAAACGCAAGAAACUGUUGGCGACGCAGCUUGUAGACAAUCCUUUGUCACCGCACCGAGCAGUCGAAGGCCUUCGUUCAUGCCUAAGACGCUGACCCGGACCUUCUCGAAAUAUGUGACUGGUUGGAAGGAGAACUGCGACGAGAUGGGACCAUGUAUGGGUUUCUCAGACCCUUGUGGACAGGACUGCUUCAAAGUUGUGCACAGGAGAGGAUCAAUUCUCCCAGGCCACGGACCAUUCACUCGAGCCCCAACCUGGCGCACCACAGUUAACGACGUACGGGUUGCACCACUCGCAGAGGAGGACGAGAGAUCUUCCGCAAACGGCUCAACUCUACCCCAAGUCAACUCUCAUACACAAAGACUCCACGUGGGACGGUCACGAUCAUCCACCCACCAUUUCCACCACAUUGACCAUGGACACCAAGAAGAGGGUCUUCGCCGCCCUUCGCACCACUCUCACCACUCCCAUCAUUCUCAUCAGUCCAGUUCGGCCGUCGGCCAGGAGCAUCAUCAUCAUGUGCCGACAAAUGCAUUCAUGUCCAUUGGUUUACAGACCUCGGUAGCUAUAGCUUUACAUAAGGCGCCGGAAGGGUUCAUUACCUAUGCGACCAAUCAUGCCAAUCCUCAGCUGGGAUUUGCUGUGUUCAUGGCUCUCUUCAUACACAACAUCACCGAAGGGUAUGCCAUGUCUCUUCCCUUAUACCUUGCCCUUGACUCUCGAUUCAAAGCCAUCGUCUGGUCAUCCUUCCUGGGAGGUGCAUCCCAGCCAUUAGGAGCGGGCAUUGCGGCCCUCUGGUUCAAAGUGGCCAACCGGACAAGCAUGGGAGCACCCACCGAAGGGGUAUAUGGCGGCAUGUUUGCGGUCACUGCAGGGGUCAUGACCAGCGUAGCCCUUUCGCUCUUUUCCGAAAGUCUUUCGCUUUCUCACAACAAGGGCACUUGCAUUGCUUUUGCAUUUUUGGGAAUGGGAAUUUUGGGCUUCAGUUUUGCAUUGACAGCGAGCUAGUUUUGAUGGGGUGCAUGGAAAACAAAAGGUUUAUUGUUAUUGUUAUAGCGACGCAGCGAUGAGCGAUGAAUAUAGAGUUAUAUAUUAUUAUUGGAUACGGAGUACCUCAUUUUGCACUUGG